UGGCAGCUGAGCUGAAGCCACAUUUGCUGCACAUUUAAAUCGUACCACCACGUACCACGUUUGGCACAAUAACCGCUGACUUGAACGCACAGCAUGGGCGGAGAACCCCCUGGAGGGAGCAGCAGCAGCAGCGUCGGCGAAAGUGGACAGGAGCAGUACCAGGCUAUAGCCUUCGACACCGCCGUCAGUACUCUAGUGGCUGUAGCCGUGUACGUGGUGGUCAAAGUCAGCCUGGACGGCUUCAGACAGUGGCGCUCCAAGAUCUCCGUGUUAAUAGUGGGCUCGGGACCGAUCGGCCUGACCGCAGCGUUGGUCGCUGUCCGCUCGGGGAAGGUGCUGAAGCUGACAGUGCUGGACGAGCGGUGCCGGAGCGCCCUGCUCUGCCGGCCCCAGCAGAUCGCCCUGGACCCCCGCAGCGUGGGGUUUCUGCUGGGGUUAGGGGUGGACUUCGAUAAUAUGGAGGGGUGCUGGCACAACGAGCACUUUUUCACCAAGAUCGGGGUGUUUCAGGAGUAUUUGUUGAGCAUCUUGGAGCAGAAGAAGCAGAAGGUCGACGUCCGUGUACAGCUGGGAACCAAGUUCACCGAGGAGUACCUGCACCGACUCCCCCGGCCCCAGUGGCCCCGGGUGCUGGUGGUGGCCGACGGCUCCUGCGGGGACUCCUGCUCCGUGCUGGGCAUCAGCUCCGACUACGCGGUGGAGUCCUGCCGGGCCUACGGCGCCAACGCCACCAUAGAGAGGCUGGACCAGAGACAGGUGCCCACCCCAGAGAUCCGGGCUCACCGGCUGUACUUUGACCUGUCGGCGUACGGGGUGGAAGCGCUCCGGGACCACAAGAACCACGCCUCCAAGCCCGGCUUCCACCUGAAGAUCUACGGAACCUUGCGGAGCCGCUACAUGGCGCUGGUGUGCCCGGCCUCCGACACCAAGAUGGUGCGCUUCCUGUGUCACACCGCCAACGCCUCACUCAUGUAG
Molecule: messenger RNA, 975 nt
Organism: Gadus chalcogrammus (walleye pollock)
Lineage: Eukaryota; Metazoa; Chordata; Actinopteri; Gadiformes; Gadidae
Exons: 4
Coding region: 94-975 (293 amino acids)
Source: RefSeq, a predicted model, not a curated record